Molecule: messenger RNA, 207 nt
Organism: Kuraishia capsulata CBS 1993
Lineage: Eukaryota; Fungi; Ascomycota; Pichiomycetes; Pichiales; Pichiaceae
Exons: 1
Coding region: 1-207 (68 amino acids)
Biological process (GO): mitochondrial electron transport, cytochrome c to oxygen
Source: RefSeq, a predicted model, not a curated record
AUGCUCGCUCGUCUUGCCCAGAAACAACAAUUGAAGCAACUGUCUUCCAAGAGAAUGUUCUCGUCCUCGAGACAGGCGUUCUCUGGCCACGAUGGUGGAAUCUACUCUAACUUGCCAUUCAAGGUCAAGGACAGAAAGAUCCCAUACGCUGUUCCACAUUUCGCCUUUUUUAGUAUGUUCCACUCUAUAUUUGUCAGCUGCUGUUGA